Rhododendron vialii is the source of this 3048-nucleotide messenger RNA. RefSeq names its product zinc finger BED domain-containing protein RICESLEEPER 1-like. The transcript has 2 exons. Bases 1039 to 2700 code for a protein of 553 amino acids. NCBI's taxonomy places the organism in Eukaryota, Viridiplantae, Streptophyta, Magnoliopsida, Ericales, Ericaceae. The record is from RefSeq and is a predicted model, not a curated record. Gene Ontology annotation, molecular function: protein dimerization activity; DNA binding.
UCGCUUUAUAUCCAUUUUCUAUUCUGUGAAAUCGAUAUUAAUUUGUAUCGAUAUGAUGAUUCCAACUUGUAAUCGCACUGGAAUAGGAGUAGUUUUCUUCUGCUCUUAUUUAUACUCUUCAAUUCCACUUUUGUUUCUCUAUCCAAGUCUCCUUUUAGGGUUUUAUAUCAACAAUGCUACUAACACAACAAUUUACAUAACCUCUUACAUACAUGUAAAGCUCAUGUAUAAUAGUGUGUGUGGAGCCCACAUGUAUGUGAGAGGUUGUGGUUGGAUUGUUGUGCAAAAAUGCUACUUGCACAACCGUUGUGUUGGUUGUGUACGUAAUUCUGACUGUCCAGAUGUAUUUGGACGGUCUAGAUUUUAAAAAACUCAAAAAUUCCAUACUAAUAAUCCAUUAGUAUCAUUUUUGGUUUUAUAUAUGUGACUGCGUAACACUAUGUAAAGUAAAUUCAUGUUAUUAUUGUGGUCAUAUAUAUUUGGCGUUUUGUUCCUCACGACACCAAUGCUCUAUAUCAUUUUGGAUUCCUUAAAAUAAACUAUGUUUCGUGCAUGUUGACUGUAAGAAAAGCAUGCUCACUAAAAAAAAAAAAAAAAGUCCUUUGAAGUUAUCUUUCUCUUUCUAGAUGUUAAAAGAAACGGCCUCUUUGCGGAUUUUUUAAAACAAGAAUACGUAAGGAAAAGAAAAAAAACAAAAACAAAACAAAUAGCGUUCUUUGUUUUGGUUUGUCUUUCUUCCCUUUAUCUUCACAUCAGUAUAGUUUUGGAAAGCCCUUCCUAAACCUUGGAAAGUGGUUUAGAUCAUUUCUAUUUUGCAAAUUUUGUUGGGCUUGACAAUAGUACGCUCCUGGAGGAUGACCAGUAUGCGAAAACAUUUCUGUGUUGCGUUGUUGUAUCUUUUGUCAUCAUUGUGCAUUGCCUUGAGGUGGAAUUCAGCUCUUAAAAUUGAAACUUAGCGUGCUCUAAGCUUUUCAAAACCCUUGAGUAUCGAGUAAGGGUCAAAAGCCUUACACUUUUAUCUGUUUCUCUUAACUAGAUAUGAGAAAGAAGCUCCGAACUUUUAAUAAUGAUGCUAUUAGAUUGAGCUCCUCUGAGUCUGAUCGUGAAAGCUGGAACGGCGAUGAUGGUAAUCGGCGUGUAUUUGAUAAAGAAAAGGCCUACCGAGCUAUUGGAAUGCUUGUUUGCGCUGAGAAAGUGCCACCCAAGUCAUUUGUAAACAGUAACUUCAAAAGUUUCCUAGCAGUAGUUAAUCCGCUCUUUCAUAUUUCUUUUCCUAAUAUUGAACGCCAUUGCUUGGGGAUUUAUGAGGAAGAAAAAGCAAAAAUUAAGCAAGUUUUGGGAAGUUUUGAAGGGCAGAUCACCCUAUCUUUAGAUGCAUUGAGGCAUGAUGGAAGAAAUGUCUAUGAUUAUAUAUGCCUAACAGCUCAUUUUAUAGAUGGGAACUGGAAACAUAAAAAUUGGAUCAUUAAUUUUAGUCGUGUUUGGUACUCACUUGAUGAACCUCCUGAAAUAGCCAUACUGAAAUCUCUGUCUGACAUGGACAUACUGAGCAAAAUUGCCUCUCUCACUGUGGUAAAUCAUGAAGGUUAUGAUGAAUCAUCUGAAAUCAUUAAAAACAUAGUUCAAGAGAACAAAUCGCUCCAACUUAAUGGUGAGAUUUUCCUUGUGCAUUGUUUUGCUGACACUUUUCGCCUAAUGGUGGAGGAUGCUUUUGAGGAGAUACAUUCAUUUAUCUGGAAGCUUCGCUGUUUAGUGGUCUGCUGGAAAUCACCUCCUCUAUGGCACAUUACACUAGACAAACUACAAGAGGCUAUAGAGCUGGAGUCUAAAGGGCAGUAUUCUGUAGAAAAUGGGUGCUUUCCUGUGGACAUACCACCUGCCAAAGAAUGGAAGAAAGUUAGGAGUGUUUGUAAACUUGUAGGGAGCAUAUAUAAUGCAGCAGAGGUGUUGUUUCAUACAAAAUGUCCAACUGCUGGCAUCUAUCUUCAUAAUAUCUGGGAAUUGCGGGUAAGUUUAAGAAAAGAAUCCACUAGUUCUGACAGAUUCCUGAAAUCCAUGGCUCGGAAAAUGUUAAAGAAGCUUGAUGAGUAUUGGAAAGAUACAUUUUUACUACUGGCUGUUGCUACUGUGAUGGAUCCUCGAUACAAGAUGAUGUAUAUCGAUUUCUCCUCCAUGAAAUAUGAAGGUAGUGGUGGCGAUUCACAAGUUGCCACUGUCUUGAAGGCAGUUCAGAGUCUCUUUGAUGAUUAUGCAGCCCGUACUAUAGAAACGGAGAAUGCUUGGAGUGAUUUACCUUCUGAUCCAAGCUCUUCUGACUCGGAAGAUAAGGUUCCAAGAGAAGUGGAACGACGCAACAAUCCUAGUUUUGGGUUUAAUUGUCUGGAUGAGUAUAACCAGUUCAUCCAGUCUAACAGUCAGCCUCCAAAAUCAGAGCUGGAGCUGUAUUUGGAGGAACCUGUAUUGCCCUGGAGCAAGGAUUUCAAACUACUGAAUUGGUGGAAAGCCGCAAGCCCCAAGUAUCCCAUCCUGUCCAAGAUGGCUCGUGAUCUUUUGGCAAUACCAUUUUCUCUAACUAGUUCCUACGAAGCAUUUUCCUCCAUAAUAAAGAAGCCUGAUAGAGAUCUCAUUUCCUUGAGUCCAGAACUAAUGAAUGCCUUGAUGUGUACUAGAAGCUGGUUUGAGCACGCCAAGCACCACUAAUUGGGGAUAGGUUUGAUUUGGUUUCGUUAGGUACUUUUUUGGAGUUUCUCCUAUCAUCAAGCCUGUGAUGCAACCUCUUCUGGCUAAAACAAAGAGUCCAUUUUGUGGAGCAAAGGGACAUGGUUGGUAGUAUCAAACGUCAAGAAUCCUUCAACUGAUGUUUUUGAACUCCUUUUUCCCUCUCUUUUAGCUGAAUUUAUGGGAAACUUUUGUACCGUGACUUAUUUAUGUAUUUCACUAUUUCUCAUGACUCCCUCUCUACCUUCUUUUGACAUGCUUGGUUUCCAUAUUGGUCUGACAUUGUCAGCUUACAAUUUUCCUAUAUGCAAGUAGGGAAAAUUGAAUACA